This is a messenger RNA of Panthera uncia (snow leopard), 2614 nucleotides long. RefSeq names its product proteasome inhibitor subunit 1 (gene PSMF1). Gene Ontology annotation, biological process: proteasome-mediated ubiquitin-dependent protein catabolic process. Bases 168 to 980 code for a protein of 270 amino acids. Gene Ontology annotation, molecular function: proteasome binding; endopeptidase inhibitor activity. The transcript is spliced from 8 exons. The record is from RefSeq and is a predicted model, not a curated record. Lineage: Eukaryota; Metazoa; Chordata; Mammalia; Carnivora; Felidae.
UGGCUGCAGCCAUCUCUGAAGUUCUUUCCAUCAUCCUGGGCCCUCAUCUCUGGCAUGGGCUCUGCACGGCCCAGGUAGCGGCGGGGGCCCAGCUGGGGAAGCACCUUCUCCCUGCUUCCCUUCUCAGCCAAUCACAGGCCUCACAGGGACCACUGAGACUCUUGUUGAUGGCGAAGCCGGGGGAGCGCAUGGCGGGCUUGGAGGUACUGUUCGCGUCGGCGGCGCCGGCCAUCACUUGCGCGCAGGACGCUCUCGUCUGUUUCCUGCACUGGGAGGUGGUGACGCACGGCUACUACGGCUUGGGAGUCGGCGACCAGCCGGGUCCCAAUGAUAAGAAAUCAGAACUGCUCCCAGCCGAAUGGAACAGCAAUAAAGACCUGUAUGUCCUCCGGUAUGAGUCUAAGGAUGGGUCCAGAAAGCUUCUUGUGAAGGCUGUCACCGUGGAGAACAGCGUGAUCAUCAAUGUGCUGGAAUGUGGCUCACAGCAGGUAUCAGAUUUGACACUGAACUUGGAUGAUUAUGUCGAUUCAGAACACCUGGGUGACUUCCACAGGACCUACAAGAACAGCGAGGAACUUCGGUCUCGCAUUGUGUCUGGGAUCAUCACACCUAUCCAUGAGCACUGGGACAAGGCUAGUGUGAGCAGUCCCCACCGGGAGUUUCCCCCUGCCACUGCCAGAGAGGUGGACCCCCUUCGGAUUCAGCCACAGCACCCACACACGAGCCGGCAGCCUCCCUGGUGUGAUCCCCUGGGCCCGUUUGCUGUCGGGGGAGAGGAUCUGGACCCCUUUGGGUGUCGGAGAGGUGGCAUGAUCGUGGAUCCCCUGAGAUCUGGCUUCCCGAGAGCACUCAUUGACCCAUCCUCGGGCCUCCCAAACCGUCUUCCUCCAGGCGCUGUGCCCCCAGGAGCACGCUUUGACCCCUUUGGACCCAUUGGGACCAACCCGUCUGGCCCGAGGCCUGACAGACACGGUCAGUGAUGAGCCCCCCUGUGCUGGAGUGGAGAGAGCACCAUAGAGCACCAGGCCCAGAGGCAAGAGAUCAAGGCACUAGGCACUUUCCCUCCACAGCUAGCAUUGCAUCCAUGGAUGGGCCUUUCUGCUUCUCAGAUCCUUGGGUUCUUUCUCCUAAAUGAGGACACGUUAUUUAUCUGUGGGCACAGGGUAGGCUACCAGAGCCUUCCUGAGGUGUCUGCUAAUAUGCUGUAGCCUGGAACUGCCUGAGAGGGGAUUAAGGGUACCCUCAACUGGGGCUUGGGUGGGGAGGCCAGCAUGAGCAGGUGCCCUGGCCAUAUCUGGGAGACCCCAUCUCAAGCAUUGAUUUAGUGAAGACCACCUUGAAGCCUUUAGCCUUCUUCCUUAAGGGCCUACAAAUGGGUGGAGUGUUUUUGUUUUCGAAUUGGGUCAUGCUGGCUACGGGAAGGACUUGGGGCAGUUUGGUCACAUAAGCAUCCUUCAUUGUAAAAGGAAGCAUUAAAGGAACAUCACACUAGAAACCAUCAGACGAGCAGGGAAGCAGAUCACUUUUAGAUCUGUGAUUUAAGGAAAAGAGGAUUCAGACAAUAAAUUUGGCACUUGGUUUUUCUAGUAGCACAGGUUGAAAGGAUAGUCCUAUACAUAAUUGUUUUCUGAAAACAGAAACUUCAGUGAUUCUCAUCUGCAGAAUCAGCCAUUUUUUGCGUGGGUCUCCUUGUAUCAAGGACACUGAGGAACAUCGUGUCUUAGUUCUGUGGGGGGAAGUGAAUGGGGCCUUCAGGAACUUCCACGUCAUGCUGUCAGUGUUUGUUGUAGUCUAGGCCACUUCCUCCUUCCAGCCAGGAGUAAUCACCAGGCCGAGCGGGAACAGUUCCAGGGUAUGCCUUGUGGAAAGGUGGGAUCCUUAACAAUAAAUAUCAGCACUUAAUAACCUGUUCCUUUUUUUUAAAUUAAAAAAAAAAAAAAAAACAGCUUUAUUGAGAUAUACCCACAUGUACCCAUGAGGUUUACCUUUUUCUUUUUUUUAAUCUUUAUUUUUGAGAGAGAGAGAGACAGAGCAUGAGCAGGGGAGGGGCAGGGAGUGAGGGAGACACAGAAUCCGAAGCAGGCUCCAGGCUCUGAGCUGUCAGCACAGAAACGUGGGGCUCGAACCCGCGAACCGUGAGAUCGUGACCUGAGCCGAAGUCGGCUGCUUGACCGACGGAGCCACCCGGGCGCCCCACAGUUUACCUUUUAAAAGUGUGCAAUUCAGCGGUUUUUACUAUAUUCACAGUGUUGUGCAUCCAUCACCACAUCUAACUCCUGAACAUUUUCACCACCUCAAAAAAAAAAAAAAAAAAGGAACCCUGUACCUAUUAACAGUCCCUCCCAUUGCCCCGCUCCUGACCUCAGGCAACCACUAGUCUGUUUUCUCUCUAAAGAUUUGCCUGUUCUGGACACUUCUCACAGGGACAGUCACACGGCACGUGGCCUUUUGUGUCUGCCUUCUUUUCACUGACAUCUUCAAGGUUCCUCCAUGUUGUAGCGUGUGUCACUGCUGCAUUCCUUUUUCUGGCUGAAGAAUGCCGCUGUGUGGACAGAAACCCCCAUUCUCUUUUUUUCUUUUUUUUUUUUUAAGUAUAGUUUAUUGUCAAGUUCAC